AUGGGGGAUCCAAUAUGUGACACUCAAUCUCGAUUUAGAAAUCUGCUCCAUGUUAAGUUACCUAUUCUAGUAUUUGUGGCAAUAUGUACUAUUAUCUCUCAAACUUAUGAAUUAAAGGAUCAAAUUGGUAGCAGAGAUGGUGAGAAACCACGAAAACCAGAAGAAAAAACCCCGCCAUCACCAAAAGAACCAAAAGAAGAAAAAUCCACCGCAAAUCACCUGAAGACCGGGCACUUCCCAGAUGUCAUAUUGUGCAUUAUUACUAUGUUAUGUGAUUUACAAUCGUAA
Messenger RNA from Funneliformis caledonium, 288 nucleotides. The record is from the annotation of a GenBank genome assembly. NCBI's taxonomy places the organism in Eukaryota, Fungi, Glomeromycota, Glomeromycetes, Glomerales, Glomeraceae.